AUGGCGCUCAUCAGAGCCACUGCGCUACCUACUCCCCUGCCGCAGAGCGAGCGAGGUAACGACAGCAUCAUCGGCAACCUGAGCGACACGACGAUACAGUAUCUGCAAGCUGUGAAAAUCCUCUCGUCCUUCUUGGGUGGACUCUCGCAGGUGUCGCCGUGGAUCCUAACGAGCUCGACCAACGUUGCUAAAACACAAGCGGCACGAACAACAACCGCUGGGAAGCCGCAGACGUGCACGCCUUCCUCAUUCUUCAGCCGAGUUGCAACACCUUUGCAACCACCCUUGAUCCGACCUCCCGCCGCACACGCAUAUCAAAUUCAAGCUCUCACCAGCCUUUUCUUAACUCAAGUUCAGAAUGCUUUUCAGCAGAGGAUACUACUAUGUGGGCUUACCUGUGCAAUCACAUUCAACGGAUAG
Baudoinia panamericana UAMH 10762 is the source of this 420-nucleotide messenger RNA. RefSeq lists its product as uncharacterized. NCBI's taxonomy places the organism in Eukaryota, Fungi, Ascomycota, Dothideomycetes, Mycosphaerellales, Teratosphaeriaceae. The transcript has 2 exons. Bases 1 to 420 code for a protein of 139 amino acids. The record is from RefSeq and is a predicted model, not a curated record.